Phanerochaete carnosa HHB-10118-sp is the source of this 360-nucleotide messenger RNA. RefSeq lists its product as uncharacterized. The transcript is spliced from 2 exons. Lineage: Eukaryota; Fungi; Basidiomycota; Agaricomycetes; Polyporales; Phanerochaetaceae. The record is from RefSeq and is a predicted model, not a curated record. Bases 1 to 360 code for a protein of 119 amino acids.
AUGAAGAAUAGUCAAGACGACUACUCCACAAGCAACUGGGGCACGACUACCACCGAUACGACGAAGGACAUUGGAGACGUUGUUUUCAACAACUUUGCCCCAACCGAUACUACGCAUAUCAAGGAACAGUACGAGUACCACAAGGACUCGUCCUCUGCGACCCAGCACAAGAAGAAUUCAUUCGAGAAAGGGACAGGCUUAACGAAGAAGCCAGGCUUAGAGAAGAACAAGCCCAACAAGCAACUCAACUAUCCGCUAGCGUACCACCGUCCAGACCACAGACACCACACCCAUACGAUCAAUCUCGCAGACAUAGCCGAGCACCCAGCAGGGCAGAAACCUCUACCUCUAUCGAAGUAG